Molecule: messenger RNA, 2357 nt
Organism: Oncorhynchus nerka (sockeye salmon)
Lineage: Eukaryota; Metazoa; Chordata; Actinopteri; Salmoniformes; Salmonidae
Gene: mplkip
Product: M-phase specific PLK1 interacting protein
Exons: 2
Coding region: 134-709 (191 amino acids)
Cellular component (GO): nucleus; centrosome; midbody
Source: RefSeq, a predicted model, not a curated record
UUUAUAGUAUUUCCUGUUCCGGUUUUCUAAACGCGUAAACAGAGGUUUGAAAACAUACAUUUGGCAUUUGCUUCCAAGAGAGCAAAGAUUGUUUUUUUUCUCUUAGAAAUAGCUUAGGUUUAUAUUUUUGGAAAUGCACAGACCGGAUUUCAGACAACCCGGUCCGGGCGGAAUGGGAUCGCGAGGUGGUUUCAGAAGCCCGACAGGAUUCGACAACAGCGCGGUGGGAAUGCAUCCGUCUCCACCGUGGGGAUUUCGUGGUGGUCCACCUCCGUCUUUUGGACCGCCUAGAUUUGGCCAGUUUGAUAGUGCUUCUCCAAAUACUCCUCCAAGAGACUUUAGUGGUAACGGUAAUAGGGGUUAUCACAGUGGAAGUGGGGGUAAAGGAAGAUUUAACAACGGCUCGUCUCCAGCGUAUACACCGCGUAGACAGAAUCCGAGUCCUCGUGGCGCUUCUUACAGAAAUUCUCCAUACCAUUCACCAAGUCCUGGACAACAUAUGGGUUAUCAGGGUUCCCCUCGGCAUUCCACUCCGUUUGGGCCGCGUGGUGGCAGAGGCCAGGGGGCACAAGGUGGUGUGGAGAAGUUUUACAACGCUUCUAUGCUGCAGGACCCAUGGGCUAGCCUACAGCCAGUGCCGGUCACGAGCACAACCAGCUCCCAACAGCAAACCACACAUACAGGCAGGCCAGGGAGAUAUUUCAACUAGGACUUUCCCCUUCAAACCAUGCAGAUGAGGCCUCAAACCUUUCCGUUUCAUAUUUGCCCUGUCCUUUUCUUUUGUUUCGGACUAUUACCAAAAACCAUUGAAGUGUGGUAAAGUUGCCUAUAACACAGACUAUAUAUAGUACAGCAGUCUUUGAAGAUGUCAGAGGAUUCACCAGCAAUUGUUAGCGGACACACACUGUCCACUAUCUGAAGCUCUUUUCCAGCACACCUUGUGAUCACACCUUUACUUUUUAAACCUGAUCGUGGGACUUACUCAAUUUCAGGGCAAAUGGCAGCAUACUAAAAACCAAACACAGGGAAUCAAUUAUAUUCGAAAAAUUCUUUAGUGAAUUUUUUUGUUUUAUCCAUUUUGCAGGCUAGUUUAAUACCAUACAUGGUAUGUCUGUGUGUACCUUUUUAAUCAUGUGUUUCCCGUUUUUAACAUUGUGUCAGUAUAAAGUGUUGAUUAGUAAGGGGACCUUUUUAUUUAUUUUUACCCCUCAGAAGGACAGCUGUGAAUCUCUAGGUCUGUAUCCACAAAGCAUAUCCCAGUAGGAAUGCUGCUCCACAAUCAGUGUUGCCUUUUUGUUUUUUAAAUAAAACCAUAGUGAAUCAGAUUACGUGGACAGAUUCCUAGAUCAUUUUACAUUUACAUUUAAGUCAUUUAGCAGACGCUCUUAUCCAGAGCGACUUACAAAUUGGUGCGUUCACCUUAAGACAUCAGCACUCCUACUGUGACGUUUUUGUGGAUACGGGCCCUGAUCUCCACAGGUUAGCAUUGCGUUGGAAGAACUGAUUGAUUAGUCGGGUCUAGCCUGUUAUGAUGGACUGUAUAAACCUCCCAUUUGUUCUAGGCCUAUUUCUAAUGAUAUUACAUGUGAAAUGUAUUUUUACUGCUAUUUCAAGAUGGGCAAUAUAAACCAGUGACUUGUCACUGCCUCAGGUUUCUACAUGUGUAAAUAUGUAUUCUAAAGGAUAUGUGUUUUCUUUAUUGUCGAGAAAUAUCAUUUGGAAGUUUGGUGCAAUUGUUUGUAGUAAAUUCAAAAAUGGUUAAAAAAAAACGGUUGUGAUUAGUUUGACUUAAGACAAUUGCCCGCAGCGUAUCACCCUUGCCCUGUGUAGGGUGCAGUCUUUUGGAUGGGAUGUUAAAAUGGUUGUCCUGACGCUCUGGUCAUGAGGUGUUAACCCUGGUGUCCUGGCUAAAUUCCCAACCUAGCCCCAUUUCCAUCAAGGCCACCUAAUCACCCCCCUCAUUUCUAAUUGGCAUAUCACUCCUCACCUGAUGGGUGGUGAGCGUUGGUGGCUGUGCAUCACCCAGGUGGGCGAGGUGAUUGUUUUUUUCCCCCUCGUACUAUGUGAAGUGCUUUGAGUACCUCGGUUGGUAGUAAAGCGUUAGAUAAACCUGAUCCAUUUAUUACUUCCUUAUGAUUGGCCAAAGACUUAGGCCUACUCGAUUAUGUAAAUGCAUGAGUGGCUUCCUUAUAUAAUCUGUUUAACUUUUAAGUCUCGAUAUAUGAUUUUACAAAUUGACAUGGUGCUUGUCCCUUAUGCAACAGUACUACAUACUUUUGUCUAUGUAUAUACACUCACAUGUGAAAAUGUAGUUUACUCUGGUUUGACAUUUCUAUUAAAGAUUGCUUUAACUUUUA